Rhodamnia argentea is the source of this 1231-nucleotide messenger RNA. RefSeq names its product peroxidase 57-like. The transcript has 2 exons. The coding region runs from base 70 to 1038 and encodes 322 amino acids. The record is from RefSeq and is a predicted model, not a curated record. Gene Ontology annotation, cellular component: plant-type cell wall; plasmodesma. Gene Ontology annotation, biological process: response to oxidative stress; hydrogen peroxide catabolic process. Gene Ontology annotation, molecular function: heme binding; peroxidase activity. Lineage: Eukaryota; Viridiplantae; Streptophyta; Magnoliopsida; Myrtales; Myrtaceae.
AACUGCGAACACAAAUUGUGUUUUCACUUCCAUACUCAUUCGCUAGUAUUAGGAGCUAUAGGGACCCUAAUGGGUUGCAAAAUGGAGAAAGUGGUCCUUGUGCUUCUCUUCGUUCUCCCUCUUGCACUGGCCGAUUUGAGGGUUGGCUUCUACAGCUCCGCCUGUCCGCAAGCGGAAUCCAUCGUGCGCCAAGUCGUUCAGAAGAGAUUCGGAACCGACCGAUCGAUCACGGCGGCCUUGCUUCGCAUGCAUUUUCACGAUUGCUUCGUGAGGGGUUGUGAUGCAUCCAUCCUCAUCGACUCCACCACCAAGAAGCCGUCGGAGAAAUCCGCUGGGCCGAACUUCUCCGUGCGAGGAUUUGACUUAAUCGACGAAGCCAAGAAGAGCCUCGAAGCUGCGUGCCCAUCAACUGUGUCUUGCGCUGACAUUGUCACACUGGCGACUCGAGACUCCGUGCUCCUCGCUGGAGGGCCCAGCUAUGAUGUCCCGACGGGGAGGCGGGACGGUCUGGUCUCAAACCCGAACGAAGUGAACUUGCCGGGACCCACACUCUCGGUGUCCGAGGCGGAACAAGUUUUCGCGCCGAAAGGGUUCACGCUCACCGAAAUGGUGACUCUUCUGGGCGCCCACUCCGUUGGAGUGGCUCACUGCAGCUUGUUCCAAGACCGACUUUCAGAUUUCCAAGGUACAGGAGCUCCGGACCCGACGAUGGACUCGAGCCUGGUCGCGAAGCUGAAGGGCAUCUGCGGGAACUCGAAAAGCAAUGACCCGACGGCGUUUUUGGACCAGCGCACGCCGUUCGCGCUGGACAACCAGUUCUACAGACAAAUUAUGCAGAGGGAAGGGGUGAUGCAGAUCGACCAGGAGCUCGCUGUCGACAAGUCUAGUGCCGGCAUCGUUUCUCAGUUUGCGUCGGAUGCUAACGGGUUCAAGAAGAGCUUCGCGAGCGUGAUGGUGAAGCUGGGAAGUGUUCAGGUUCUCACAGGGAACGCCGGAGAGAUCAGGAGGAACUGCAGGGUCUUCAAUCAGCCCAAGUAAUGAGAUGUAGCUAUAGGGGGAAUAAUUUCUUCACUAGAUUAAAUCCAAACGUGUGCAUAAUCCAAUCUGUGGAGAAUUCUUUUCAUGUUGCUUCAUUAUUUUACUUGACGAGCGUUUCUGCAAGGGUAUGUAUUGUCAUUGAGCUUCAUUGGGGAUCAAGUAUUCGCCUUGAAUUAAUAGCUUACUUUAAUUU